UCUUUUCCUCUUACUGACACUGCUAUUGGAGCUUUUUAUGAACUAAAACAGUUAAUAGAAAAUGCUGUUCUCAUUGCCGUUGAUGAAAAUAUUCCAUUUGAAUUGGAAACUGAUGCUUCAGAUAUUGCUAUAGCAGCGACACUAAAUCAAUCUGGUCGUCCCGUGGCAUUUUUUUCACGUACAUUACACGGCUCUGAACUUAAACACCCUUCGGUCGAAAAAGAAGCUAUGGCCAUAGUUGAAGCAGUACGACAUUGGCGUCACUUUUUAACAGGAAGACGUUUCAUCAUGAAAACAGAUCAGAAAAGUGUCUCUUACAUGUUUGAUUUGCGCCACAAAGGUAAAAUCAAAAAUGAAAAAAGAUGGAGAAUUGAGCUAUCCGGUUACUCUUUCGAUAUCGCAUACAAACCAGGCAAAGACAAUGUUGCACCAGACACUCUAUCGAGGAUUUCAUGCGCUCUUCCUUCUACUAAUAUCCUCACUAAAUUACAUGAUGCUUUAUGCCAUCCAGGUAUAUCUAGAUUCGCUCAUUUUGUUAAGGUCCGUAAUUUACCUUAUUCGACUGAAGACGUUAAGCGAACUGUCUUGAAUUGCCGUGUAUGCAGAGAGAUAAAACCUAAAUACUAUCGGCCUGAAGCAGGAACUCUUGUAAAAGCGACUCAGCCCUUUGAACGUUUAAGUAUUGACUUCAAGGGACCUCUUCCGUCGAACAAUCGCAACAAAUAUUUUCUCUGCGUAAUUGACGAGUUUUCACGAUUUCCCUUCGCUAUUCCAACACCUGAUGUUUCGGCCGCCAGUGUCAUAAAAAGUCUAACUCCAUUGUUCGCUGUAUUUGGAAUGCCUGCUUACAUACAUACUGAUCGUGGUUCGGCUUUCAUGAGUUGUGAAUUUAAAAGAUUUUUGCAAGAAAAGGGUGUGUCUCACGGUAGAACAACUCCUUACAAUCCUUCGGCGAAUGGUCAAGUAGAACGGUGCAAUGGUACAAUUUGGAAAGGAAUAAAACUUGCUUUAAUGUCAAAAAGUUUGCCAAUUGAAUUUUGGCAAGAUGUUCUAUUAGAUGUUUUGCAUUCCAUCAGAUCACUGUUGUGCACUGCAACAGAUGCAACACCACAUGAACGGUUGUUCAAUUUUGCAAGAAGAUCUACCACAGGAUAUGCCGUUCCAACGUGGCGGACAAAUUCUAAAAUUGUUCUUCUCAAGAGACAGAUUAGAAGAAACAAAUCUGAUCCGUACGUCGAUGAAGUGAAACUUCUGGAUGCAAACAGACAUUACGCUCAUAUUCGGUAUUCAGAUGGUAAAACCUCAACAGUAUCAACAAAACAUCUUGCACCGUGUGGUGAUGGUACACCGUUUAGAAGUGAGAAUAAUGGAAGUUUCCCCGAUAAUCAACCUUCUCAAUUACCUGUAAAGCAGGCUGAUACAGCAGAUUCGGACUAUUUACCAAAAAUAUCGCAUCCCGUUAUCAACCAAUCAGAAAUUCAAGAAGGGGAAGAAAAGUCAAAUAUUCCUGGUGAUGAUGAAAAACACGAAACAUCCCCAAUGAAGAUGAUAGACACCCCGGCUCCUAGGCGUUCUACUAGAGAAAAGCGUCCAAUUGAUCGUUUACAUUACUAUGAGUGA
Molecule: messenger RNA, 1620 nt
Organism: Styela clava
Lineage: Eukaryota; Metazoa; Chordata; Ascidiacea; Stolidobranchia; Styelidae
Source: RefSeq, a predicted model, not a curated record